CGGCCUGUAUAAAUACUGGAGGGUUUAGGUCAGACUUACAUCGACAAGAUCAAUCAGCAAUAAUGAGGUCUCUGGUCUUCCUUGUGCUCCUCGGAGCUGUUUUUGCAGAGGAGGAUAAGAUUGUUGGAGGAUAUGAGUGCAAGGCCAACUCCCAGCCCUGGCAGGUGUCUCUGAACUCCGGUUACCACUUCUGUGGUGGUUCCCUGGUCAACGAGAACUGGGUUGUGUCUGCUGCUCACUGCUACAAAUCCCGUGUGGAGGUUCGCAUGGGCGAGCAUGACAUCACUUACCGUGAGGGCACUGAGCAGUUCAUCAGCUCCUCCCGCGUCAUCCGCCACCCCAACUACAGCUCUUACAACAUCGACAACGACAUCAUGCUGAUCAAGCUGAGCACGCCCGCCACCCUGAACCAGUAUGUGCAGCCCGUGGCUCUGCCCACCAGCUGUGCUGCCGCUGGCACCAUGUGCACCGUGUCCGGCUGGGGCAACACCAUGAGCUCCGUGAGCGGUGACAGGCUCCAGUGCCUGGACCUCCCCAUCAUCUCUGACCGCGACUGCAAGAACUCCUACCCCGGCAUGAUCACCGACGCCAUGUUCUGCGCUGGAUACCUGGAGGGAGGCAAGGACUCUUGCCAGGGUGACUCUGGUGGCCCCGUGGUGUGCAACGGUAAGCUGCAGGGUGUUGUGUCCUGGGGCUACGGCUGUGCUGAGCCCGGAAACCCUGGUGUCUAUGCCAAGGUCUGCAUCUUCAACGACUGGCUCACCCAGACCAUGCCACUCCUCUCCGAGCGAUUUAAGAAGGACAUCAUCAAAGAGAUCAGGAGCAAGAAGAAGCUGUUUUAUUUUGUGCGGUCGAAGAUCAAUAACAACAUUCGCUCGGAGAUGAAGAAAAGGAUGUUCAACAAAGAGGAGGUUUUCGACAAAAUUACAGACGACUGGUUUAGGUCAGAUUUAAAUCGACAAGAUCAAUCAGCAAUAAUGAGGUCUCUCGUCUUCCUUGUGCUCCUUGGAGCUGUUUUUGCAGAGGAGGAUAAGAUUGUUGGAGGUUAUGAGUGCAAGGCCUACUCCCAGCCCUGGCAGGUGUCUCUGAACUCCGGUUACCACUUCUGCGGUGGUUCCCUGGUCAACAAGAACUGGGUUGUGUCUGCUGCUCACUGCUACAAAUCCCGUGUGGAGGUUCGCAUGGGCGAGCAUGACAUCACUUACCGUGAGGGCACUGAGCAGUUCAUCAGCUCCUCCCGCGUCAUCCGCCACCCCAACUACAGCUCUUACAACAUCGACAACGACAUCAUGCUGAUCAAGCUGAGCACGCCCGCCACCCUGAACCAGUAUGUGCAGCCCGUGGCUCUGCCCACCAGCUGUGCUGCCGCUGGCACCAUGUGCACCGUGUCCGGCUGGGGCAACACCAUGAGCUCCGUGAGCGGUGACAGACUCCAGUGCCUGGACCUCCCCAUCAUCUCUGACCGCGACUGCAAGAACUCCUACCCCGGCCAGAUCACCAACGCCAUGUUCUGCGCUGGAUACCUGGAGGGAGGCAAGGACUCUUGCCAGGGUGACUCUGGUGGCCCCGUGGUGUGCAACGGUAAGCUGCAGGGUGUUGUGUCCUGGGGCUACGGCUGUGCUGAGCCCGGAAACCCUGGUGUCUACGCCAAGGUCUGCAUCUUCAAUGACUGGCUCACCCAGACCAUGGCCAGCUACUAAAUCAAACCUCUGUAUCUCAAUCCGAGUUCAGCUCUGAUGGAAAAUAUCU
Messenger RNA from Alosa sapidissima (American shad), 1749 nucleotides. RefSeq lists its product as uncharacterized. The transcript has 14 exons. Gene Ontology annotation, biological process: proteolysis. The record is from RefSeq and is a predicted model, not a curated record. The coding region runs from base 63 to 1700 and encodes 545 amino acids. Gene Ontology annotation, molecular function: serine-type endopeptidase activity. Lineage: Eukaryota; Metazoa; Chordata; Actinopteri; Clupeiformes; Clupeidae.